GUUCAUUCCUGUAUGUUGUUUCCCGAAUCUCUUGAUGGAAUAUACCUUUUUUUGACUGUUUUAAAGUCGUCAGCUUGGUAUCAAGUAAUUGUAUUGUACAAGUAAUGAAGAAUGGACGUUAUAAUCGUAGGCUAGCGGCUAUAUCGUUUUUGACUAAUAUAUCUUUAGAUGGUUCACCCAGGAAUAUCGAAUUUUUCCCAUCUAAUAUUAGUAGCAACAAUGAAGAUUAUGAUGUAUAUCAACCUUCUAGUGGCCAAGAUCAAUUUAAGCAUUCUAUCAGCAUUUCACCAACAAUCAAACAACACCCAGAUUCUGUCUUUUUAAACUCUUCUGCUGAUAGCAAUUCUAUUUUAUUUACAAAAUUUCUUGAUAAUGAUUUGUCAGGAACAUUUAGAGAAAGGACAAGUACAGUUGGAAGUGAAUAUGGCAGUGAAAAACACUACAGUACAUUUUAUAAAAAAAGAGUUUUUCAACAGCUACCUGAUGAUAAAUCUCAUGGUAUUUUCAGCAGUUCAGAAAGCAUGGUUUCAACAACUGGAAGCAGAAAAGAAUUCCAGCUGACACAACUAACAAAAGGAAAAAAACUAAGAGGCCACAGAGUUGUCAUUGUUUCAAUAACUAGAAGAAUCCCUGUAGCAAUAUAUUCUGUGAUACCUUAUAACAAAUUCAAAGGUGAAAUAAAAAAUUUCACAGCUGUAAGAAGAAGAAAUACUUCUGGACCUAGACCAUUGUCAGCUAUAAAUGAUGCAGUUGAUGCAUGGUCACUUAUUGGAAUUGAAAGAGAAAGACAGCGCGAAGAGAAUUCUUAUUCUCAGUACCUGGCUCCAUCAAAAUACAUAAAAAUUCUCGAACAUGGAGAUUCUAAUAACAAACAUACAUCUGUGUCUAGGUGUUAUUCUCAUGAUUCAGGAACCUAUCGGACUUAUCCUAGUUCACCACCAAUUUCUUCUGAAAAGGGUGGAGAUACUUCUGAUUAUGAUCCCAAUUUGCUAGAUGAUCCAGAACUUAUUGCUGGGAAGCAUAGGACACUUUUACCUUUUAAGUCAUAUAUAACAUCAGUGAUUCAUUAUGUUCGAGCAGCAGACUUAAAGAAAGAAUUGAACGAUAAGUUCAAAGAGAGAUUUCCUACAAUAGAAUUAACACUUAGCAAACUUAGAAGUUUAAAAAGGGAAAUGAGGAAAAUUGCAACUCCUGAUCUUCUCACAACUGCAUAUGCCUAUGUUUACUUUGAACGCUUGAUUCAUCUCAAUCUUAUAAAUAAACAAAAUAGAAAACUGUGUGCUGGUGCCUGUUUGAUAUUGGCUGCUAAGCUUAACGAUAUUAAAGGAGACCUCCUUAAACAUCUAAUUGAAAAAACCGAAGGCAUCCUCAGAGUGAAUCGAAGAGAAUUAAUACAGUCAGAGUUUGUUGUACUUGUUGCCUUGGAAUUCGGACUGCAUGUACCAACUAGUCAUGUGCUCCCGCAUUAUCAUAGACUUCUUUCAGAAACUUAAUUUAUUUUUCUGUUGCCCAUAAUUUCUUUAAUUUAUUUUAUCAACUGCUUCUCAAUCAUUAUUAGUAAAUGCCUUUUAACCAAGUUUGUUUGAAUUCGCCUAUAAAAUAAUUAUCAUAAAGACUUUCUUAAUACACACUGUUUAAAAUUGCCUACCUUUCACUA
Nezara viridula (southern green stink bug) is the source of this 1657-nucleotide messenger RNA. NCBI's taxonomy places the organism in Eukaryota, Metazoa, Arthropoda, Insecta, Hemiptera, Pentatomidae. The record is from the annotation of a GenBank genome assembly.